Parasteatoda tepidariorum (common house spider) is the source of this 2804-nucleotide messenger RNA. Its product is annotated as alpha-1,3-mannosyl-glycoprotein 4-beta-N-acetylglucosaminyltransferase B. Gene Ontology annotation, biological process: protein N-linked glycosylation. The record is from RefSeq and is a predicted model, not a curated record. Gene Ontology annotation, cellular component: Golgi stack; endoplasmic reticulum; endoplasmic reticulum-Golgi intermediate compartment. Gene Ontology annotation, molecular function: acetylglucosaminyltransferase activity. Lineage: Eukaryota; Metazoa; Arthropoda; Arachnida; Araneae; Theridiidae.
UUAUCUAAAGAAAAUAUAAAAGUACAGAUUUAACGUAAAAGGUACAACGAGAGAGGAUAGUAUUCUCUCUAAAUAUUCAGCUCCAAACGCUUUUCCCUCUCUGUCCUUCAGCGCCAUCUGGGAUAAACCAACGAAGUAAAAAGCCGGCAGCAGUUCAGAUGACUCAGAAACAGGAAACCUUUCUCGGAACUAGUCAGGACUCCGGACUCUCCCACUUUCUAAAGCUUCCCUUAGCAAUGCAUUCAUCAGAAAUAGGAGCUGGUGCGUUCUCCGGAGAAAUAUGAAUAACUUUGCAUCUGUUGUCCGAAAAGAGAAGAGUUAAAGCAAUUAAUUUCGAUCGAAUUAAAUUCACAAAUGAUUUUUGAAAAUUAUUUAUUAUAAUUUAUAAAAUUAACAGAUGCCAAAAUAUAGCCUAAUUUUUUUAAACAAUGUAAUAAAAAUAUAAAAACUAAAUUAACGAAGAAAUGUUUGGAAGGUAUAUUUAGAUUGGGAAGAAAACUAUUUUGUAUACUUUUUUUACAAUUGGUAAAGUAUUGAUUCAAGAAGCAAUAAGACAUUCAUAUCGGAAAAAUCUGAUUGACUUGAUACAAGGUGUGUUUUUAGAGGAAUUAAAAAGAGCUAUAACUUUAAACUUAACUUAUAUUUUUAAGAUAAAGUUUUGAUAUAGAAACAGAUAUGACAAAUAACGUUGUGAAUUAUUUGAAUCGUCAUUUGUUUCGGCGGCAAUAUUUAAAAACAUUUUAUAUCACCAUUUUUCUUCUUGCAGUGCCUUUAUGUACAAUUUUAUUCAUUACAGUUUAUUCAGGUAAUCUUACUGAAAAUAUAUCCCUCCAACACCAAAUUGCACAACUAAAAGAACGACUACGUCAUGCAAAAAUGCUAAGUCAAGAGAGGCUGAGAGAUAUUACUUCAUUAAGGCAAAGCUUUGACCAUGUUUUGCAGUCAUCAAGCAUUUUCACUCGUACUAGUGUCCCUAAACAAAAUCUCCGGGUUUUCUUGGGACGAGGAACGUUAUGGCAGCAACAUAGUGCAGUCCAAUACAGCAGUACGGGUGUUGGCAAUGCAAAUAGUAGAAAAGAACGUGAUUUUGAUGAUACAUUGGACUUGCAGUUGCCUUCUUUACAUCAUUACUUGCCUCAUCUCAUAAACAAUUUUAAUGGACUACAACCAGCAUUUAAAAUUGCCGGUUCUAGAACUGGAGUUACCAUGGUAAUGGGGAUCCCAACUGUCAAGAGACCAAUCGAAAGUUACUUGAUACCAACUCUAGAGAACUUGAUAGAGAAUAUGGACGAUAAGGAACGGGAAGAUGCGUUACUUAUCGUCUGCAUAGCGGAGAUCGAUGCAAGUUAUGUGAAGGAACAGACACAAGAGAUUCGGAAUCGGUUUCAGAAACAUUUAGAUUCUGGUUUAUUGGAGGUAAUAGCUCCACCAGAAGCAUACUAUCCUGAUUUUAAGAGCUUACGCAACACCCUUGGUGACACCGUAGAAAGAGUGAGAUGGAGAACAAAGCAAAACUUAGAUUACGCUUACCUAAUGAUGUACGCCCAGGCUAAAGGAACCUUUUACGUUCAAAUGGAAGACGAUAUUUUGACUAAACCGCAUUACUUGACGAUCAUGAAAAACUUUGCCUUCAAGAAACUAAGAGAGAACAAAGACUGGAUCAUUCUGGACUUUUGCCAACUAGGUUUUAUAGGUAAGAUGUUUAAGGCUGUGGAUUUGUCAAAGCUUGUAACGUUUUUCGCCAUAUUUCACAACGAUAAGCCAGUGGAUUGGCUGCUUGACCACAUGAUACAAACGAAAGUUUGCCGCUUUGAUCGAGACAGUAAAGAUUGCAGAAAACAAAAAGACAAUGUUUGGAUACACUAUAGGCCUUCUUUAUUUCAGCAUGUUGGUACGCAUUCAUCCUUGAAAGGCAAAGUUCAAAAACUAACGGAUAAGCAAUUUGGAAAAACAUUGACACACUACCCUCAUCACAAUCCAAAAGCAGUUCUGAGGACAACCUUGAAAACUUUUGGAGACCACACCCUUUCUCGUGCGUACAAAGGUGACACUUACUUCUGGGCUUUCAUGCCAAUGCAAGGAGAUAAUAUAACGUUUCAUUUUUCACCUCCUGUUUUAAUUGAAAGAUAUUUCUUUCGAAGCGGUUGCUCAGAGCAUCCAGAUGAUAUUUUAGUCAAUGCAUCAGUCCAAGUUCUUCCAGCAGUUAAUCCGAAAAUUCCAGAGUUGAUACCUUAUCCAAACACUUCUGAUCGAUUUUUGGUGGUUGGUGGAUUUUCAGACAGUUCGGGUGUUGCAGAUGGUUCUAUAAUACCCACUGUAGGCCCAGUUAAAACACUUCGAGUUCAUAUUGAUGAAGAUGUCAAUCAUUGGAUUGCUUUGAGUGAAAUCAUUUUGGAAGCUGCUCCGAUGCAGGCUCUUAUGGCUUCUGUCUACAAUAUCAGUUCCAUCUUUGCUCCAUUCUCUGCAACAAAUGCGUCCGGGACAUCAUAAAGUCGGGAGACAUAAAGCAUUAUCGUUUCGAGGUAUCUACAACAGUAAUGUAUCAGGGGAGUUUUGUGAAAGGAAUACACAAAAUGUCAAAAGGUCAGAAGAUUAAAAAGCCAGAAUAUAUUUUUGAAAUUUUUCAGUGGUAUAUUAUUCGAAAGAAUAAAGAGGGGAUUCAUUAAAAGAAGAACCACUGGAAGUUUUUUAAAAUGCCCAAGCAAAGAGAAACUGGACAUUGUUUUGAAGAAAGAUUCCUAAUAUUAUGUAAAAUUGUGAUAAAUAUUUAAUAAAUACUAUACUAAUAAAAACUUUUUAUAUUA